Hippopotamus amphibius kiboko is the source of this 3851-nucleotide messenger RNA. Its product is annotated as pleckstrin homology domain-containing family M member 1-like. The record is from RefSeq and is a predicted model, not a curated record. Lineage: Eukaryota; Metazoa; Chordata; Mammalia; Artiodactyla; Hippopotamidae.
AUAUAUAGAAGGCGAGCAACCAGAACAAUUCCUUCUUGUGUGUUGGAACAUUUAAGAAAGGACAUCUGUGAAACCUGGGGACCAUGGAAAGGACCUGGCCUCAGCUGGUUGGCACUGCAGACUUGAUGGCCUAGGUCUCCUUGCAGCCACCUCUCUCUUUGGUUUGGUUUUUGGUGUCCGUGCAGAGUGUUCUGAGGACAGGAAGCGAAAGCAGUCCCAUCGGAAGGUAGACGGGGGGUCUGGAGAGCGAUGGAGUGCUGACCCAGCAGUCAGGAGGCCCAGAGCCCCAGUGUGGUUCCAUGAGCAAGUUCUCGUGUCACAGACUGUCAGGCUUCUGCCUGUGAGCCGGGUUCCUGCCCCCUGAGGCAUGAUGGAGCAGACCCACGUAGGUGUCAUGUGAUUCUCCUGGGGAGCUGCUGCUUGAGUGGAGAUGCUCUCAGGGGUGGAAAAUGGACUGGACCCCCGGGCUGCCAUCCCGGUCAUCAAGAAGAAGCUAGUGGGCUCCGUGAAGGCUCUGCAGAAGCAGUACGUGUCCUUGCACACGGUGGUCACGAGCGAAGACGGAGAUGCCAACAGCAUGUGCAGCGCCCUGGAGGCCGUCUUCCUCCACGGCCUGCACGCCAAGCACAUCCGAGCCAAGGCCGGAGAAAGGAAGAAAAGCACCCACCGGAAGCCUCUGCCUCAGCCUGUCUUCUGGCCCCUCCUGAAAGCCAUCACCCACAAGUACAUCAUCUCAGAAUUGGAGCACCUGAUCUUCGUGAGCACGGAUGUGGGCCGCUGCCGGGCCUGGCUGCGGCUGGCCCUCAACGACGGCCUGAUGGAGUGCUACCUGAAGCUGCUGUUGCAGGAGCAGGCCCGCCUGUGCGAGUACUACCAGCCCACAGCCCUGCUCCAUGACGCCGAGGACGGCGAGUUCCUCCUGAGCUUCCUGCAGGGCCUGACAUCCCUGUCCUUCGAGCUCUCCUACAAGUCUGCCAUCCUAAAUGAGUGGACCCUGACCCCGCUGGUCCUCUCUGGGCUCUGCCCGCUCUCGGAGCUCGAUGUCCUCACUACCUCUGGCACAGGACUACAGCGGAAGGAGUCUCUGGAUUCCAUCUCCCAUUCCUCAGGCUCGGAGGACAUCGAGGUCCAGCACUCGGGCCAUAAGAUCCAGCGGAACAGGCAGCUCACGGCCUCCUCCCUCAGCCUGGACAUGGCCCGUUCAUCCCAGCUCUCCUGCAGCCUCAACUCUGACAGCUGCCUCCUCCAAGAGAAUGGCUCCAAGAGUCCAGACCGUUCCGAGGAGCCCAUGUCCUGCGACUCAGACCUGGGGACGGCAAAUGCCGAAGAUUCGGACCCGUCUCUGCAAGAGGUGUUGUCGGAAUUCAGCAAAGCCCAGGUGAACUCUGUGCCCACCGAGGGACUGAGCCCAGAAACGGAGGUUCCCGUGCUGCAGGCCUCGCUCACCCUCCACGGCCUGGACACCAGCACACCCCCGCCCUUUGAGGUACCUGCGGAGCCCCGCCCUGCCCAAGCAUCCCCUGGGACCCGAGAUGGGGCCCACACGGGGGAGCCUCUUUCCCAGGCGCCUGGCCCUGGGGGCUGGCUGAAGCUGGGCAUGGCCCAGGCUGUCCCUUCGGGGAGCACUUCAGGCCAGCAGCCUCCUAGUCCUGUGAGAGAGGCAGCCAGAGCAGUUGGCCAAGGAAGUGGCCAGCGGAAGCCCCUGGAGGAUGACAGACCUCAGCUGAGCCUUGUGGUUCCCUCACCCACCAGUCCGAUAAACACAAACUGGAUCUCAGAAGAUGACUUCUACCGGCCUCCCCGGGAACAGCCCGUGGAGAGUCCUUCCGAUGCCUCUGUAGGUUCUCCCAGAGGGACUCCAGAGUCAAGGCCUGGUCUCCUCACGCAAGGACCAAGAAGAAGCUGUUCCUUGGAGGCCUUGGACAAAGCUUGCGUGCCUUCCCCAGGAAGCAGGAGAGGCGAGGCCACCCUGGCACCAGAGCAUAAUGACUUCAGGGUGGUGCAUCGCAGGCAGAUGGGGCUGUCCAACCCAUUCCGGGGGCUCCUGAAGCUGGGCACGGUGGAGCGGCGGGGGGCCAUGGGCUUCUGGAAAGAGCUCUUCUGCGCGCUCUCCCCGCUGGAGCUGCGCCUCUGCCUGAGCGGCGAGGAGCGCACCUGCGUGGAGAACUGCUCGCUGCUGCGCUGCGAGUCUGUGGGGCCGGCCCACAGCGACGGCCGCUUCGAGCUGGUCUUCUCGGGCAAGAAGCUGACCCUGCGUGCCUCGUGCCGGGAUGAAGCCGAGGACUGGCUGGACCGGGUGCGGGAGGUGCUGCAGAAGUGCCGGCCCCAGCAGGAAGAGGAGUGGGUGACCAUCCAGUAUCCGGACUAACCCGAGGACCCCCCAGAGGCCCCCCAGGGUGGCCACCCCUCCCAUUCGAACCUGCUCUCAGAGCCUGAAACCCCCCAGGGCCUGCAGUUGGACUGGUCCUCUUCCCAAGUUCCCGAGCCCGAUGCUAUUAAAGAAUCCCUUCUGUACAUGUACGACCGCACCUGGGUGCCCUAUAUCUUCUCCCUGUCCUUGGAGUCUCUGAGGUGCUUCCGCAUGAGAAACAACGAGAAGAUGUUAAGUGACAGCCAUGGAGUCGAGACCAUCUGAGACAUCCUGCCGGACACAAGCCUCGGGGGCCCAUCCUUCUUCAAAAUCAUCACAGCCAAGGCCGUCCUGAAGCUGCAGGCCGGGAAUGCCGAGGAGGCUGCCCUGUGGAGGGACCUGGUGCACAGGGUCCUGGCGUCCUACCUGGAGACGGCCGAGGAGGCAGUGACGCUCGGCGGGAGUCUGGAUGAAAACUGUCAGGAGGUGCUGAGGUUCGCUACAUGGGAGAAUGGCUUCCUGCUGCAGUAUCUGGCGGCCAUCCCCACGGAGAAAGGCCUCGACUCCCAGGGCUGCUUCUGUGCAGGCUGCUCCCGGCAGAUCAGCUUCUCAUUUGUACGACCCAAGCUCUGUGCCUUCUCUGGCCUCUGUUACUGUGACAUCUGCCAUCAAGACAAUGCCUCAGUGAUCCCAGCCAGGGUCAUCCACAACUGGGACCUCACCAAGUGCCCGGUCUGCAGGCAGGCCCUGACGUUCCUGACGCAGAUCCGGGCCCAGCCCCUCAUCAGCCUGCAGCUGGUGAACGCGUCCCUGUGUGAGCACGUGGAGCGGAUGCACCUCAUCGGGAGGAGCCGGGAGCAGCGGAAGCUCCUGGGAGAUGACCUGGGGCUGUGCCGAAGCGGAGCCCUGAAGGAGCUGAGCAAGAGAUUUCUUCUCAUAGAGCAGCAGCAGCGUCACAGGGAGAGGAAGACACAGGGCAAUUGCCCAAGGGCCAAGAAAGGGGCUUUUUCCCCUUUCUUCUGCGAAAGAGAUGCUCAGGAGAAGGCGAGAGUCAGGAGGGCUGUUUCUGGAGAAGGCGGCCACUUUGGCUUAGGGAUAUGUAUAGACCUCUCAACGCCACACGCAAGAGAAACAUGGCACAGAAGCUACACGACCAGGAGUCUUCUGAUGAGGAUGAGAUUUUCCACAAGGAUGCGGGGUAGAUGAGAGGGGACAAGUUAAAAAUCUCAUCUAAAAAGGGGAAAUAAUGAAAAGUGUAAUUGUUCCUUUUGAGAGUGAAAGCCUUGGCAUUAUUCUUCUUAUCUCAGGGAAAUCAGCAAAGCCCCGGCAGAGGACGUUCGGGCUGCAGAUUCGGCUCCUGGGGAGACGGGUGAGGAAAGUGAGGCAGCACACGAGACCGGGACAGUGUAAGCCCCGUUCUGCCUCUGACCACCUGCACAUUUCAUUUUCCAGUAUUGGUUUCUCAGCAUCACUUGUGAAAUACUUCUUCUGAUUGUUUUAA